Molecule: messenger RNA, 1086 nt
Organism: Raphanus sativus (radish)
Lineage: Eukaryota; Viridiplantae; Streptophyta; Magnoliopsida; Brassicales; Brassicaceae
Product: imidazoleglycerol-phosphate dehydratase 1, chloroplastic
Exons: 8
Coding region: 80-898 (272 amino acids)
Biological process (GO): L-histidine biosynthetic process
Molecular function (GO): imidazoleglycerol-phosphate dehydratase activity
Source: RefSeq, a predicted model, not a curated record
CGUCGUUUUGGCCGUUUCGAACAAGAAAGUAGUGGUCGUCUGGUCCCUCUCUCUCUCUUGUUCCUUCCGCUGCCAAUAAAUGGAACUGUCUCCUGCGUCCGCCAUGUUCAGUCAAUCCUCCUCCGCUCAGCUUCUGAGACCUAAGCUCGGGUUUACGGUUUCUCUUCCUCGGAGAGCAUCGAUCUUUUCUUCUUCUUCGCGUCCCCGAUUCUUGCGGAUGGAAACUCAAUCUCAGCCUCCUCAAUCUAUCUCCUCCGCUUCUUCACCCACCAACAACGUUUCUUCUCUCUCUAUCGAAACAGCACGAGUUGGAGAAGUGAAGAGAGUAACAAAGGAGACGAAUGUGUCAGUGAAGAUCAAUUUAGAUGGCACUGGAGUUGCUGAUUGUUCCAGUGGAAUCCCUUUCCUUGACCAUAUGCUUGAUCAACUUGCUUCGCACGGCUUGUUUGAUGUGCACGUCAGAGCUACUGGUGAUGUUCACAUCGAUGACCAUCACACUAAUGAAGAUAUUGCUCUUGCCAUUGGAACCGCUCUGUUAAAGGCACUUGGUGAGCGUAAAGGGAUUAAUCGGUUUGGUGACUUCACAGCUCCUCUUGAUGAAGCCCUUAUUCAUGUUUCCCUGGAUUUGUCUGGUAGACCAUAUCUUGGUUACAACUUGGAGAUUCCAACACAGAGAGUUGGGAACUAUGACACUCAGUUGGUGGAGCACUUUUUCCAGUCAUUGGUGAAUACUUCCGGUAUGACACUUCACAUCCGUCAGCUUGCUGGUAAAAACUCGCAUCACAUAAUAGAGGCGACAUUUAAGGCCUUUGCCAGGGCUCUAAGACAAGCAACGGAGAAUGAUCCUCGCCGUGGUGGGACCAUACCAAGUUCAAAAGGAGUCUUGUCACGGUCCUGAGAGGGAGAGAGAGAGCUGAGCAAUCACAAAGAAAAGCUCUCAGAUUUUCUCUUUUUUUUUUCUUCUUUUUGUCAUCGAAUUUGUAAAACAAAAACAAGGAUGUUGCCAAAAUGUCAAGAAGAAGAAGUGAAUUAGACUGAAGAUCACACACACUUGGGGGUUCCAUCUAUAAAAAGAGAUGUUCUGUA